AUGGAGUUCUAUCAGGACGCGCUUAUUAAAUUUUUCGAUUUCUUUGUCAUCUUCUUUGAACAGCUCGUCGUCCAGUUUAUCCAGCUUCCAAGCAUGGUGAACAAAAACAUGCCGAGAACAUUCGGUGACAGCUUGAUCCACUCUUCGCACAUAGACGUGCUUGUCGAAGAGCACGAUUCGUUCCCCUUACAUGAACUGCCUACUGGAAACAGCAGCGAAGAAGAACGGAAGAUCGGAAAUAUUAUUGCUGAAAAUUUGGUGGACAAUGGCUCAACACUUCAAAUGGGGAUAGAAAAAACCACCAAUAAAACGUAA
Messenger RNA from Cooperia oncophora, 315 nucleotides. Lineage: Eukaryota; Metazoa; Nematoda; Chromadorea; Rhabditida; Trichostrongylidae. The record is from the annotation of a GenBank genome assembly.